Molecule: messenger RNA, 612 nt
Organism: Mesorhabditis spiculigera
Lineage: Eukaryota; Metazoa; Nematoda; Chromadorea; Rhabditida; Rhabditidae
Source: the annotation of a GenBank genome assembly
AUGCUGCUUCGGAUAGUGGCCCUUCUACUCGGCCUGCUGACAGUUUCUGCCCGUGGAGAUACGAAUUUCGAGGACACGCGUUGCCGAUGUAUCUGCCCCAGCACCCACUCGUUCGCCACCAACCAGACCAGCGAGGGCGAGAACCAGCGCCGAUACUACACAAAGUCGAAUAUCAGCCCCAGCUCGUGCAAGCCCUCGGCCGUGGUCCGCGCUGAAGUGGCGUCGAUCGUCGACGAGAAUCGAAUGGACGCCUUUCUCGCCAACUGCGACUGCCAUUUCGAGAGCCGCAACACGGUCAUGAUAAAAGUGGUCGUCAUCUUUGUGAUCUGCGUGAUCGCGGUGCUCGUCGCCUACAUGGGCUUUUUGAUGUGCCUGGACCCGAUGAUCAAGAAGCAGCGCUCCGCCGUCCCCUAUCGGCAACAGAACGAUGAGAUGGAAGACAACAUCUUUGCACGGGCGGCCUCGUCGAGUGAGCCCGUUGAGACGCCGCCGACACAGAUGCGCUCCCGCAAUCCAAAUGUCCUCGAGCGCGUGGAGGCUGAGCAAAACCGAUGGAUGCGGAAGGUUGAGGAGCAGCGCAAGCAGGUCUUCGACGACCACUCCAUCCUCAAU